AAACUCUCAUAGGCUUGGAGGGAGUGGGGGACUUGGUGUCUGACCAUGGAUUGCCUUGGCUUGGAUUACAGAGAUCUGGUGUUAGAUCGGCCUUAUGUCCCCCAAAGCACUCUGGAGUCUGAUUUUCCCACUCCGCUGUAUAGUGAUGAGUACCUAGCAUUGAAGGCCCCCCGCAAUGCGCCUGUCAUCAAGGAGGCUGUGCGCUGGAAGUUCACCCCCAUGGGAUGGGAUGCUAUCCCUCAGACCUGGUACACAGGCUUAACCAACUGCCCCUACCGCGAAGCCUGGUACACACUCACUGACGGUGUUGGCAGGGAGGCCUACCACCGAUGGUGUAAGUCCCAUGCCAAACGGAAGAAGACUCUGCCAGCCGCUUAUGACCAGCAUUUGCGGGAGAGCAGCUGGUAUGACCCAACUGUCCCUGCUCAGUAUCUGAAACCCGCCACUCGCUGGGGUGCCUUUCUCUGGCAAGACAAGCCCGUUCCUGGAAAGGAAUAUGUUGUAAACCGCAAUUGCAGUGCGAAAGAGCUACCAGGGAAGCCUGGCUACGUCCCGUCUCUGUCUCUAUACACGCCCGUCUUCACAGCCAAGGACUAUCGCACCUGGAGAAUGUUCAGCCAUCAACCUUCCACUAACAACCAAUAAAACCUCUGCUGGAAGUGCCUUGCGUGACUCUGCCCCCAGGGUGCCCAGCAGCAGCAGCCUGGAACAGGGUUGUCUUGGGA
Molecule: messenger RNA, 725 nt
Organism: Eublepharis macularius
Lineage: Eukaryota; Metazoa; Chordata; Lepidosauria; Squamata; Eublepharidae
Gene: TEKTIP1
Product: tektin bundle interacting protein 1
Exons: 4
Coding region: 46-645 (199 amino acids)
Source: RefSeq, a predicted model, not a curated record